AUGAAGGCCUACUACUUGUGCGCGCGCACCCCAUCGCACCGUUCCCAUUCCAGAGUUGCACUAUACUGACUGACCUUGCACCGAACCUAACCGCGCACGGGGCACGGUCGCAGCGACGACAUCCCCGGCGACCAACGUCUGCCCCACCACUCGGGCGAAGAUGUCCCCCUCGCCAGCCUCGAAGCACUCGGUCUGUUGCCCCACCCCGACAUUGGCAUCGACGAGGUCGAGCAGAUGUGAGCCCCACUUUGAAUCCAUCGUCGGGGAUGCGUCGACCGGCUGUUUGUUAGGGAUGGCUGAUGCUUUGUGGGCAGUGCGAAAGAUCGAUCGUACAAGAACAACGACGAGAUCAACGUCUCUCGUGCUGGAUUGGGCGACGCCUACGAGACCAAGAUCAAGGGAUUCUUUUCGUGAGUGCUAUUCAGAAGAUCCACACCAUCUUCGUCAGCCUUUCGUGAUGCCAGAAGCUGAGGCGAAAAGGGGACGAACGAUGACGUGAUCCGCGCGAUCCCACCUUUUGUUCGGCUCUCUCUCGUCGCUGAUUUUUCUUUUCUUUCCGAAACGUGCUCGAUCGAACAGCGAACACCUGCACGAGGACGAAGAGAUUCGGUACAUCAAGGAAGGCUCUGGUUUCUUCGACGUGCGAGGUACGUUGCCUUGCGGCCUUUUUUUUCGCUCGCUGUCGAGACCGAAUCCCCUACUCCGGUCCAGGACCUGAGUCUGCAACUUCGUACCUUGCCCUGCGGCGCAAUGAUAGACCGUUCCGACGAGCGUUGGAUCCGCAUCGCCGUUGGACCGCGGGACCUCAUCGUCCUACCCCCCGGCAUCUACCAUCGGUUCACUUUGGAUGAAAAUGAUUACAUCAAGGCGAUGAGGUUGUUCAAAGACGAGCCCAAGUGGGUCCCCCAUGAUCGGUCGGACAAGACGGAGGAGAAUCCGUUUAGGAAGCAAUACGUCAGGGAGGUGGUGAUGACUUAG
Molecule: messenger RNA, 978 nt
Organism: Microbotryum saponariae
Lineage: Eukaryota; Fungi; Basidiomycota; Microbotryomycetes; Microbotryales; Microbotryaceae
Source: the annotation of a GenBank genome assembly